AUGGAUAUGAUGGGGCGCGAUUCCCAAAUUAAAAUUAAGAGUACUUACGAGGUGAAGAAUAUCAAGAAUGCGAAGGGGCGCGUGGAGGUGCAUAUUGAUGAAGAUAGUGAGGUGGAGUACGCGGGAUGGAUUGAAGUGAGCGCGGCGUCUCUGUAUUACGGUGGGAAGGGUACAGGUGGGGGUUCAUGGGUGAUUGAUGCGACGCGCGGUCUGGUGUUGUCGCAUAGGGUGCAUUUUGAUAUCAAUAAGCCUGUGGUUAUUAAAGCGGGGCACAAAGAACCAAUUGCCAAUAUUGUCGCCGAGGUUAAAAUUGAUAUGGAACGCAAGUUGGAAAAGCUCGAAAAGGAGUGA
Molecule: messenger RNA, 351 nt
Organism: Geodia barretti
Lineage: Eukaryota; Metazoa; Porifera; Demospongiae; Tetractinellida; Geodiidae
Source: the annotation of a GenBank genome assembly